AUGUCAAGCAGCGAAGCCGCACAACCAGACUCCGGCGUCGUUCCUCAAGAUGCUUCAGAGACCAAAGAUGUUGGUCCUGUUAAGCCUUCGCACACUCUGGCGUUGAGCAGACUUCCCAAUGGUGUCAAAAUCACAAUCUCCAAAGCUGACGAGAUUCUCUUGCGACUCAGCAAGUUGAUCAAAACCACCGCAGGCCUCGGUGCAGCUCUCUCCACGCUCAACUAUUCCAUCUAUCUCGCAGCGUACCUCCAUGCGCAAUCCCCAACUCGUGCCGCUGUCGUCUCUUACAUCUCCCGACUCAUCGGACGUGCGCCUUCGAAGCUUCCCGCCGGUGCUCUGACCCCCGCGGCACCCGCUUCAUUCCUCACGACUCUUGGGAGUCUUGUCUCUGACACACGCACCACCUUGCGUCUAACAGGCCUUCUUCCCCUUUAUAUCUGGUACAAAACGCUUUUAUCCAAGAAGGCGUCCAAGGACAUGGACCCUACACUACACCGUGUCGCACUCCUUCAAUGCAGUGCGUACAUUGCAUUCCAAGCCCUGGAGAACAUCUACCAUCUAGGUGGUAAGGGCGUGUUACCCAUGUCCAUCAUUGAGAAGCGCGGAGGUAUUGCCAAGUGGGUCGCAUGGAGUUGUCGGGCAUGGUUGGUUGGUGUGGCGAGUGAUUUCCUUCGUUUGUGGCGCGAAGCAGAGAUUGAGAAGACCAAGACCAAGACGGCCAAAGAAAAGGAAGACUAUGAUCGCAAAUGGUGGAACGAGUUCAUGGUUGCAGCAUAUUGGAUGCCUGUUGCCAUUCACUACAGUUUGUACCCAGAUGGUGUUAAGGGGAUGAAUACUGGACUGGUUGGCUUCUUUGGGCUGAUGGCGGGAUUGAAUAAUUUCAGAAGCCAAUGGGCCUCCACUGCCUGA
This is a messenger RNA of Rhinocladiella mackenziei CBS 650.93, 909 nucleotides long. RefSeq lists its product as uncharacterized. Bases 1 to 909 code for a protein of 302 amino acids. Gene Ontology annotation, cellular component: peroxisomal membrane. The transcript is spliced from 2 exons. The record is from RefSeq and is a predicted model, not a curated record. Gene Ontology annotation, biological process: peroxisome fission. Lineage: Eukaryota; Fungi; Ascomycota; Eurotiomycetes; Chaetothyriales; Herpotrichiellaceae.